Messenger RNA from Drosophila novamexicana, 1200 nucleotides. RefSeq lists its product as uncharacterized. The annotation marks the transcript as partial. The record is from RefSeq and is a predicted model, not a curated record. Gene Ontology annotation, cellular component: cytoplasm; nucleus. The transcript has a single exon. Gene Ontology annotation, molecular function: RNA binding. Lineage: Eukaryota; Metazoa; Arthropoda; Insecta; Diptera; Drosophilidae.
UUGCAGCAGCAGCAGCUGCAGCAACAGCUGCAGCAGCAGCUGGAGCCGCCGCAGCCGCAGCAGCGCCAUUAUCGAGAGCGCACCGUCUCCAGCCGCAUCAUUAGCAACAGCAACAAGGGCGGCGGCGGCGGUGGAGUCAGCGGGGGCGGUGGCAGCGGGGGCUAUGGCUAUGGCAGGCUAUACAAAAGCAAAUUCGAUCGCCAUUCGGGCUCGGAUAAGACGGGCAUCAAGGCGGUGGUCAAGCGGAAUGGCGGCGGCGCCCACAACUGGGGCUCGGUGAUCAAGGACAUUGAGGAGCAGAGCAUCGCCAUGAAGAAUCCCGUGCAGUCCGACAAGGACGAUUCGUUCAACGAGCUGCAGCAGCUGCAGCAGCAACAGCGCCAACAGCAACAGCAGCCGCAGCAGCAGCAGCAGCAGCAACAGCAGCAACAACAGCAGCAGCAACAAUUGCAGCUGCAGCAACAGCAGGGCGGCGAGAACCUGAUCGAGGAGGACGAUACCAAGUACAUAACCGUGGAGGAGUGGCGCGCCAUGCGCGUAGAGCGGGCCAAGCCCAUCUACAACAUACGCAAGGCCGGCGAGGGCGAGGUGAAUAAGCCGGACUGGAAGAAGAUGAUCGUGCUGCCCAAGAAGAAGCCAUCGAAGACUGACAACGAUUCGGGCCUGGAAUACGAUGCGUCCAUGUAUCCGCAGCGCGUUGGCCGGCUGCAGCGCAUCAUGGAUAUUGAGUUCAAGUUCAAGGACGAUCGUCGUCGCAGCGGCUACCUCAGCGGCUGGGCGGGGGGGCGACCGCUGAACAAGUCCGAGGCGGAGAGUGUGUCCGAUCCGAUCAAUAUGAACGAUGAAAUUGAGUUUCCAACACUUGGCUAAGGCCCAGUCUAAUCAAUUACUCAAUCAAUCACUCAAUUAAUUAAUCAAUCACUAUCAAGCACUCGAAUCAAUCAAGCCAUCAAUCAAUUAAUCUAGUUAACAAACAAUUGCUCAAGCAGCCAGGCAUUCAAACAGCUAGUCAAUCAAUUAGUCAAUCAAUCAAUCAAUCAAGUAAUCAAUCAAUCAAUCAAUCAACCAACAGACACACACACCAAUCAUUUACUUACUAGUUCGUCAAUAAGAAAGAAACCAAAAAAAAAAAAAAAUUGUUUAGAGUUGUAAAAUUUUGAUGGAAUUAUUGUUUUUAUGUAUUUCGAAUGCGAUUUCAAG